This is a messenger RNA of Penicillium malachiteum, 1287 nucleotides long. RefSeq lists its product as uncharacterized. The transcript has 3 exons. Bases 1 to 1287 code for a protein of 428 amino acids. NCBI's taxonomy places the organism in Eukaryota, Fungi, Ascomycota, Eurotiomycetes, Eurotiales, Aspergillaceae. The record is from RefSeq and is a predicted model, not a curated record.
AUGUCUGAUCUUAAAGGAGUGCCUCUUUUACGGCGCAACAAAUCAGUCGCGGCUACUACAUCCCGGAUCCGUGAUCUACCAGCGAGUUUUGGUUUAGGCCGCCGUGCUAAGUCUCCCUCACCUACCAGACCAUCUGUGCCAUGGAGUCCAAUCCCACCUGGUCGUAUUGUCCCACGAAUCUUACGCGCGUUUCCCCAAAAAGAACCACUCUCGCCACCUGGAACAGUCAUUGAAGAGAAAGAAAUCUUCCUCACGCCGAGCCAUUCGGCUUCGAAACCGGAUAUGGAUACCUCAGAUUCAGUGCCAGAUUCGCCCUGUCCGCCUCGUGGCGUCAAAACACUUGGCCCUGGAAUUGGACUUGGAAUCGGAAUUAUCCCAGAACUUCGACCUCCUUCUGAUACCGGCCCCACUAAUCUGGAUGACCAAAUGGAUAUUGAGGAUGAGCAAACCAAUGAGUCUACUCAAGAGCAUAUCAAUGAAAUAGCAACAGUCACAAAGCCCCUACACCUUUUCCGGGGCGGCAACGCCUGGACUAAUCUGCCUCGUUCGCAGUCGACACUUGGUCUGGAUGUUUUCUGGCCCGAUUGUCUGGAUGAAGGGGUCGAGGAGGUGGAUGAGCCAUGUCUCGAGCUCAGUGAAUUUAAGCCGCUUUGUGAAUUUAGGCACCUACGCUCUCUCAAGAUUGUCGGCAUGAUGCAGUCAUAUCAAACUUUCAUUUGGCAGGCUGCCUGGCUGAACACUGAUCUUGAGGAACUGGAGCUUGGAAUGGCAGUGGAACCAGAGAUUAGCAACAAGAUCUAUGAGACUCGGUGGAAGGUUAUCAAGGAGGGAUGGACUUUAGAUCCGCGAAUGAGUGGAGGGCCAGUUUAUUUUGGAGAGCGAGGCGAUGGCACACUUCACACUGAUAUCGGAUAUGGAGAAUAUCUCGACAAACAAGCAAUCGAAAAGGCCAAGGUCCGAGCCAUCGCCAUGGGACGUACAUCUUCUCGACUCACCAUUCGAAAAUUGACACUCAGCGGGUUCGUAGUUGAUGCAGACCCAUUUAUUCAGUGGUUCGAUCCUUUGAGAUUGCGCUUUAUCCAUUUCAAGGGUCACUGUGUUGAUGCUGGAGUUUGGCUUCCGCUGGCUAUGAGAAAUAUUUCUAUUCGAUUUCCUAAGGCGAUUGAUCUUCGACCUGUUCCAGUUGGGGUUUUGAGGAUCAAUGUGAAGCGAGAUUUGGAGGUUAUUGAUCUGGGGGAUGAGAAGGAGACCCAACUUGAAGAGGUGGAGAAUGUCAGAAAUUAUUAA